Candidozyma duobushaemuli is the source of this 951-nucleotide messenger RNA. RefSeq lists its product as uncharacterized. Gene Ontology annotation, molecular function: protein binding. NCBI's taxonomy places the organism in Eukaryota, Fungi, Ascomycota, Pichiomycetes, Serinales, Metschnikowiaceae. The record is from RefSeq and is a predicted model, not a curated record. Gene Ontology annotation, biological process: protein insertion into ER membrane. Gene Ontology annotation, cellular component: cytosol; TRC complex. Bases 1 to 951 code for a protein of 316 amino acids. The transcript has a single exon.
AUGUCUGACAAGCUACAAAAAACCAUCGCCAGAUUCCAACAGAGAAUCGACAACAAGGACUUUUAUGAGGCCCACCAGACCCUCAGAACCAUCACAAACAGAUACGUCAAAUCCAAGCAGUACACCAAUGCCAUUGACUUGUUGUACCAGGGACUGACGAUAUUGGCAAAGAACAAGGAGUACGCUUCAGCUGGCGAUCUUAUCGUGUACUUGAUUUCUGUUUACGAGGAGAGUGCCACGCCAUGUACCAAGGAGACGAAAAACAAGAUCAUUGAGUUGAUCUCCUUGCUUCCAGACACAGACCCAGCUUUGGGCGAUUUGUCCAAACGUGCUCUACAGUGGUCCAUCGACUACGCCGAAACGAAGCUGAUUUUCGGCGAUUCCAGUUUGCAUCACGUAUUUGGCGUUAAGUUGCUUCACGCCGCUGCAUCCCAGCUUUCUGAGGAAGACAAGCACAAGUUCUUCUCUGUGGCCGAGUUACACCUUGUAUUGGGCACCUACGAGUCCUUGCCUGUUUACAUUGACUUCUUGUACAAGUGGUUCGAAACGCUGGGUGGCGAUCCUGGCAUCUACUUGAGCAGAGCCGUUGUCAAUUACGCAUAUCUAAAGAAUGUGAAGUUUGUUCACACAGCAGUGAAUCUCUUCCUCGCUCGGUACCUUGGUGCGGAGAAGGAGAAGGUCGAGGUGCUAGAGGAGGAAGGCCAAAAGUUGUUCUUCUUUGAGAGCUCCAAACUUUUGAACUUCUUGCAGUUGUUGGCUGCCACCCUCGACAAGUCCGACGCUGGCGACAAGUUCAUGAAGUUGUACGGCAACUAUAAACCAUUGAUCAGCCAGCUGGGUCUUGUUAACCCUGUCGACUAUCUUGGUCGCUUCUACUUCAACUUGAACUUGGGCAACACCUCAGGCGGAGGAAACAUGCUCGCCAACAUGAUGGGCAGUUUUUUCAAAUAA